Messenger RNA from Cucurbita pepo subsp. pepo (vegetable marrow), 1606 nucleotides. The record is from RefSeq and is a predicted model, not a curated record. Lineage: Eukaryota; Viridiplantae; Streptophyta; Magnoliopsida; Cucurbitales; Cucurbitaceae.
UAAGAAGCAGGCGUUCAAGGCGAGCCAUGGCGGCAAAAUGGAGGUCUGCGCGCCGAGGUCUCUGCAAGUUUGGCGAUCUUUGAUGGACUGGCUCUCUUUCAUUUCUCCUAUAAUUGUUCAGAUCGUGCAUGGUGCUCCUUGUUUGGCUUAGGUUUUGUCCUGCGUUGGUGUUAGAUUCCCUCUUCUUGCCUCAUCUGCGCCCUCUUUCAAGCCCUUGCCCGAUGCUGAGCUUCCUCUUCAUCAGUUUUCAGCAAAGAAAGUUAGCUCUCUCAGUGUUGUGGAUGAUCGUGGAAGUCAAGGUCUCCCUUGGGAAAAGAUUACGAAGUACGAUGAUGAGGCAAUCUUUGUCGUCGAAUUCUUAGAUGAUAGAGCGUCGGUAUCGGUGGUUCUUAAUUUGGAUGAAACCAGGGUUUGUGCAUAUGAAACAUCCAGUUUGCCAGCCGUUUCUGGCAUUCAAGCAACAGAAGCUGGAUUUAAUUGGUCCGAGCUGGAAUGUGUAUCCUCGGACAAGCUCUGUUGACGGAAUGUGAAGGAAAACCAAAGAUCAGUUAUGUGACCCUAUUCGAACGUCCUGGAUUGCACGAGUUCUUGAGCCAGGCUAUUGAUUUUCCGAACGUAUAUUACUAACUGCUGGUCUUGAAGGAUAUGCUAGACCGCUGGUGGCAGAAUUACCGGAUGGAAGAUUUAGCCUUCCGACUUAUCGGCCAUCAACAGUUAGCAUAACAGAAGUGACAGCGAUGACACAUUUUGAGUAGCAACAGAGAAGUUGCCAUUUGGCAUUGGAUAAGUUGAGACUUGAGACUGUAAGGAGGGAAGCGAUGGCGGUACAGCUCACCCAUCUUUACGGUACACCCAUAAGGCAACGACCAACGCCGCCGCUCACCGGGCGGAGGACUGCCAUAUCUCAGGUGAGAGCCGUCGCCGAAAAUGCUCAGGAGCUCCUGAAGUCUGGCGAGGUUCAGGCAAUUAGGCCAAAGGAAGCAGUGACGGCCAUAGAUUCGGAGGGGUUUAGACUUUUGGACAUAAGACCGGCAUGGGAGUGGGAGAAAGCUAGAGUGAGAGGGUCAGUGCAUGUGCCGCUGUUUGUGAAGGACGAGGAUAAUGGUCCUAUUGGUCUUUUGAAGAAAUGGGUGCAUUUUGGCUACAUUGGACUUUGGACUGGCCAAUACCUGACGACCUUGAAUCCUGAUUUUAUUCGUGAAGUGGAGGCGGCUGUUCCUGAUAAGAACGCCAAGCUCCUUGUGGCUUGUGGCGAAGGGCUAAGGUCUUUGGUCGCAGUGGUGAAGUUAUACAAAGAAGGAUACAAGAACUUGGGGUGGCUGGCUGGAGGCUUCAAUCGUGCCAAUGAGAGCGACUUCCCGGCCGUCGAAGGGCCGGAGAAACUACAAUACGCAACAAUCGGAGGAGUUUCUUACUACUUCCUCCAAUUGCUUAUCCUCUUGCAAGCGGUGGGUAAGAACAGCUGAGACCAUCCAUAUUCGCUUCUAAUUCCUUUUGGGUUUUUUCCCCUACUUUUUUUUUUGUAUAAUUUCUCAAUUACAUUGUUCUGAAUCGAAGCUAAAUAGCUUGAAGCAAGUUGAAGGAAUGCAUGUAGGGACUGUUGUUA